Perkinsus marinus ATCC 50983 is the source of this 230-nucleotide messenger RNA. Its product is annotated as 40S ribosomal protein S29-B, putative. The record is from RefSeq and is a predicted model, not a curated record. Gene Ontology annotation, molecular function: structural constituent of ribosome; zinc ion binding. The coding region runs from base 1 to 165 and encodes 54 amino acids. Lineage: Eukaryota; Perkinsozoa; Perkinsida; Perkinsidae. Gene Ontology annotation, cellular component: ribosome; cytosolic small ribosomal subunit. Gene Ontology annotation, biological process: translation. The transcript has 2 exons.
AUGCCGGAUCUCUACAUGACUCGUCCUCGUAACUUCGGGCCUGGCUCUCGUCAGUGCCGUGUGUGCUCCAACCAGCACGGUCUUAUCCGCAAGUACGGCCUUAUGAUGUGCCGUCAAUGCUUCAGGGAGAAGGCCAACGAUAUUGGAUUCCACAAGUACCGAUAAACAUCGAGACGGACUGGUAUCACAGUUGAUAGAGCUCAAGUUGGCUAGAAAGCGAUAUCCUCUUG